AUGUCUGCUGCAACUUAUCGAACGAGAAAAUCGUCACCUCCAGGUAGCGGGUUUCCAACCCCCGCACAAAGUCGUGAUAGCUCUUCGGAAGUUGGUUCAAUUGUGAGUGAUACAACAACACGUAAGAAACAUACAAAAAAGAAGGAUGAGGCCAGUAAAAAAAAGAAAAAUCGUGCUAAUAGUGGUGCAAAAAAGCAACGACAAAAUUCACAAAACCCAAAACCAGAUGGAACUGUGGCUUCUUUACGACCAACCCAAGCACUGACUGUUCGGGAGACUUUCUUAGUAGAGGAAGCAGCACAGUUCAUGGCGGCAAAACGUGCUGAUUGUGUAUUAGUUAUUGAUCGUGAAGAACAUUUAUCGGGAAUUUUCACGGCAAAAGAUUUGGCAUUUCGUGUUGUGGGUGAAGGUCUAGACGCUAGAAAUACCACAGUUGCUAAGAUCAUGACUCAUGAACCUAAAUGUGUCAAACUUGAUACUUCAGCUACUUUUGCCCUCGAAACAAUGGUUGAUCGUGGUUUUAGGCAUCUUCCCAUUUGUAACGAAGAUGGUGAUGUUGUUGGUCUACUUGAUAUCACCAAAUGCUUAUAUGAUGCACUCGAUAAAAUGGAACGUGCUUACGGCUCAUCAAAGAAAUUAUAUGAUGCAUUAGAAGGUGUCGAAAAAGAUUGGGCCAAUCAACCCACACACCUUGUGCAGUAUCUCGAUAUAUUACGCGAUAAAAUGUCAUGUCCCACUUUAGAUACGCUAUUGGAUGAACGUUCUCGACAUGUAGAAGUUAAUGUUCGUACAACGGUUCGUGAUGCUGCUCGUUUAAUGCGACAAUAUCGUACCACCGCUGUUCUCGUUAUGGAACACGGUAUGAUUGCCGGUAUCUUUACGAGCAAGGACAUUGUACUUAGAGUAAUUGCUGCUGGCCUUGAUCCUGCGACAUGUAGUGUAUCCAAAGUCAUGACACCUCACCCAGAUACUGCACCUUCACAUACUAGUAUUCUUGAUGCUUUGAAGAAGAUGUAUGAUGGUCAUUACCUAAAUCUCCCGGUCGUUGAUAAUGGCCAUAUUUUAGGGAUGGUUGAUGUAUUGAGGCUUACAUAUGCAACCAUGGAACAGAUGAAUUCAACCCAAGGUCACGAUAAUCAUGAAUCUGGGGGUGGCCCCAUGUGGGGUCGCUUCUGGAAUUCAUUUGCCAACGAUUGUGACAAUGAAUCCAUAGUUUCUGAUUCAAUAUCACCAUCACAAAGUGCUUCAAAUGUUCCUCCGCCCUCGCCGAAUUCACAUAUGCGAGGUUCUGGACACAUUUCACCAGUCCCCGAAAUACAUCCUAGUGAAUCAGCAUCAGCAAUCGAUGAUAAUGGUUCAUUAGCAUCUUUUCCUCGUGGCCAUGAUGAAAAUAUGUUCACAUUUAAAUUCAAAUCUCCAAAUGGGAAAACGCAUCGAUUCACAAUGGAUUAUACAAACCUCGAUAUGAUUAGACGUCGUGUUGCCUCUCAACUCCCGAAAACCAUAAAAGCAUUCUCAUUAGCAUACGUGGAUGACGACAACGAUCAAGUAUUAAUGUCAAGUGAUGAUGAUGUAAUUGACGCUGUACGAAUUGCACAACGACAAGGACUUUCGCGUGUGCUUUUACAUGUACAGGAAAUUGAUGAAAAGAAACCAUCUUCGAAAUCUAGAGCUUCUCGUGUAUCACAAGAAGAGGAGGAUGCAGCUUCGGAUAUAAAAAGGAGAAAAAGACGAAGUAAACAUUUGGAUCGUGAUAUUAUUGGAAAUAAUAAUUCAUUAAAUGACUGGCUAUUACCAGCAGCUGUUGUAACAUUAGCAGCUGCUAUUGUUGGAGUAUUCGCAAUAUCAAAAAUCUCCAGCCGUUAA
Ambispora leptoticha is the source of this 1866-nucleotide messenger RNA. The record is from the annotation of a GenBank genome assembly. Lineage: Eukaryota; Fungi; Glomeromycota; Glomeromycetes; Archaeosporales; Ambisporaceae.